Messenger RNA from Odobenus rosmarus divergens (Pacific walrus), 2724 nucleotides. It is a transcript of the gene RPTN, whose product is annotated as repetin. The transcript is spliced from 2 exons. The record is from RefSeq and is a predicted model, not a curated record. Lineage: Eukaryota; Metazoa; Chordata; Mammalia; Carnivora; Odobenidae. Gene Ontology annotation, cellular component: cornified envelope. Gene Ontology annotation, molecular function: calcium ion binding; transition metal ion binding. The coding region runs from base 1 to 2724 and encodes 907 amino acids.
AUGGCUCAACUCCUGAACAGCAUACUCACUGUGAUCAAGGUGUUCCAGAAAUAUGCUAAAGAGAAUGGGAAAUGUACCUUGCUCUGCAAGAAGGAGUUGAAGCAGCUGCUCUUGGCAGAGCUUGGAGAUAUCCUCCGGAGACCAAAUGACCCAGACAUGGUGGACACCAUCCUGAGCCUCUUGGAUAAAGACAGAAAUGGACAUGUUGAUUUUCAUGAAUAUCUCUUGUUGGUGUUCCAGUUGGCCCAAGCCUGCUAUCAAAAACUGGAUAAUAAGUCAUGUGGAGAUAGAAUCUCUCAGCAAGAAGGUGAGCAGGAGGGAACACGAGACCAUAAGUUUCCAGAAAAUACAGGCAGGCAACACAGGCAGAGGCACGAGGGAGAAAGGCAGGACUCCCACUGCACUCAGUCUGAGAGACAAAACCAGGAUGUCCACCAGGAUCAGUCAGAGAGACAGGAUAGGGACUCCCGCUAUGGUCAAAGGUGGAGACAUAAAUCUAGCAGUAGUCUGCCUAAAAGACAAGGAUAUAUCUUUGCCUUAAGUCAGUGUGAGAAACAAGUUCACGAUUCUUGUUAUGGCCAGACAAACCAACAGGAAUCAGGUUCUUAUCAUAAACAGUCUCAGAGGCUGGAUCAGGAUUCAGGCUAUGGUCAGAGAGAUAGACAAGAAUUGGACUUGCAAUUUGGCCAGAGAGACAGACAAGGCCAGAGUUCUCACUAUGGUCAGACAGACAGACAAGGCCAGAGUUCUCAGUGUGGCCAGACAGAAGGACAAGGCCAGAGUUCUCGAUGUGGCCAGGCAGACAGACAAGGCCAGAGUUCCCACUAUGGUCAGACAGACAGACAAGGCCAGAGUUCUCAGUGUGGCCAGACAGAAGGACAAGGCCAGAGUUUCCAUUAUGGCCAGACAGACAGACAAGGCCAGAGUUCUCACUAUGGUCAGACAGACAGACAAGGCCAGAGUUCCCACUAUGGUCAGACAGACAGACAAGGCCUAGGUUCUCAGUGUAGCCAGACAGACAGACAAGGCCAGAGUUCCCACUAUGGUCAGACAGACAGACAAGGCCAGAGUUCUCGAUGUGGCCAGGCAGACAGACAAGGCCAGAGUUCCCACUAUGGCCAGACAGACAGACAAGGCCAGAGUUCUCACUAUGGUCAGACAGACAGACAAGGCCUAGGUUCUCAGUGUAGCCAAACAGACAGACAAGGCCAGAGUUUCCAUUAUGGCCAGACAAACAGACAAGGCCAGAGUUCCCACUAUGGUCAGACAGACAGACAAGGCCAGAAUUCUCCCUAUGGUCAGACAGAGAGAAAAGGCCUAGGUUCUCAGUGCAGUCAGACAGACAGACAAGGCCAGAGUUCCCACUAUGGCCAGAUAGAUAGACAAGGCCUCAGCUCUCACUAUGGCCAGAUAGAUAGACAAGGCCUGAGCUCUCGUUAUGGCCAGACAGACAGACAAGGCCAGGGUUAUCAUUAUAGUCAGAGAGACAGACAGGGCCUGAGCUCUCACUAUGGUCAGUCAGAGAUUGGGGUAACAGGGCAAAAUAGUUACCUCCAAGGAAGUGAGGGAACAAGGAGAGACUUAUAUGUUGAGCAAUCAGGAAGGUCAGGGAGACUAAGUCAAAAGACUCAAGGACAGGAAAUGACUCGAAAUCAAGGGCAGAGAUUCCAGUCUAGGGAAGGCCAGCAGAACAGCCACCAGGCGUGGGAACCUGAGGAGGAUAGCCAACACCACCAACACAAACUCAUAGCACAUAUCCAGCAAGAAAGGUCAUGCGGUUACAAAAGGGGUGACUGGCAAUCAUGUAGUGGUGAGCAGGACCACAGACAGGCCCAGGCUAGGCAAUGUCAUGGAGAGGGGCAGAGCCACCAGGCAGAGGAAGAGCAGGGCCACCAAAGCUGGGGCAGACAUAGUUGUGAGAGUCCGGUAACUCCAUGGGAGACGCAGGCCAGGCAAACCCAUGAAGAGGAACAAAGCCAUCAGAGACAGGACAGGCAAACCCACGAAAGUGAGCAGACCCAUCAGAGACGGGACAGGCAAACCCACGAAGAUGAGCAGACCCGUCAGAGACGGGACAGGCAAACCCACGAAGAUGAGCAGACCCGUCAGAGAACCCACGAAGAUGAGCAGACCCGUCAGAGACGGGACAGGCAAACCCACGAAGAUGAGCAGACCCGUCAGAGACGGGACAGGCAAACCCACGAAGAUGAGCAGACCCGUCAGAGAAGGGACAGGCAAACCCACGAAGAUGAGCAGACCCGUCAGAGACGGGACAGGCAAACCCACGAAGAUGAGCAGACCCGUCAGAGAAGGGACAGGCAAACCCACGAAGAUGAGCAGACCCGUCAGAGAAGGGACAGGCAAACCCACGAAGAUGAGCAGACCCAUCAGCAACGAGACAGGGAAGCCCAUGAAGAGAGUCAAAACUGUCAGCAACAAUGGGAUAGGCAAACCCUUGAGGAGGAAGAAAGGUAUCAAGGAUCCCAGGAUCAACAAUCUUACGGGACCCAGCAAGGCUGUGCUAAUAGAGAAAAAAUCCACAUGAAUGAGAAUAGCCAGAGGCAAGGUUCACAGGGAAGACGCAGUAACCUGACCUUCCAUCCCACCCGGAGUGGUGGGAGGCCCCCAAGGAGAGAACAGGGUGGAAGUCACCCUACCAAAGCAGCUCCUGCUCCCAACCCCCUCUAUGACUAUGUACAAGAGCAGAAAAGGAAUCAACAUUAG